AUGGGAUCCGUCCGCAUCCAUCCAUGAUGGUUUGGAAGGUUCCAGCCCUUUCUCAGUGUUUGACUCGAGUGGAAAUGCUGUGGCAUUUGGACAACUGAAUAAUGUCAUGACGACACCAAUGUGGCACGACAAAACCAACAACUUCCUGUACUAUGGAAUUAUGGGAGGAAUCGAACAGAUCCCGACAAAUUUCUCCUACCACAUUUUGGCAGCAUAUUCCUCGGCGGGACCUGAAAGUAGUCUUUCUGUGUGGGGUUUCGUAAUCAGGAGCUUUGUAUACAAGGAAGAUAAACCGGCGGAUCCCUCUGGGGACACACUGGGGUACUGGACAGAUGAAGGGUCCUACUAUUUCGAGAAAACCGAUGGAACAUCAACGUUUGAAGAUACAUUGAUCAAAGUGUUUGCUGAUGCCCGCAAUAGAAGUAUACCAUACAGGUAUGUAGAACUGGACACCUGGUGGUUUACAAAAGGUCAAGGUGGAGGGGUCAAGGAGUGGACAGCACCAGCAGACAUCUUCCCCAACGGCAUCGAGUAUGUCCACAGGAGCUUGAACGUACCCAUUGUGGCGAAAAAUAAUUUCUGGUCCAGUGAUAACAUAUAUGCAACACAAAAUGGCGGAAAGUUCAAUUUUGAAUUUGAAGGAGACAUGGCAAUACCGACAGAUGAGGACAACAUGACUGAAAUAUUCCGUACUUUCCCACGGAUGCAGACGGACCUUAACUUUGCGCGAGAUUGGUUGGUUAAAAUGGCGGCGUCUGCUUUGAGACACAACAUCACCAUCCAGUACUGUGGCGCCACCCCAACGAUGGCGCUCCUGGCACUCCAGUUACCGGCUGUCACCAAGGUGCGCGUCCUGGGAGGCUAUGGCACAGAAUUGGACCAGAGGAAUAUUCUUGCUUCGUCCGUAUUCUCCGCACUUUUAGAUGUGUUGGUCUUCAAAGGUGUGCUCCGUACACAAGACCAGAAGGGAGCGGCCAUUAAGCCUAGUGGUAUGGACGUCACGUCUAAACCAGGUGAACCAGCAUAA
Messenger RNA from Haliotis rubra (blacklip abalone), 1027 nucleotides. RefSeq lists its product as uncharacterized. The record is from RefSeq and is a predicted model, not a curated record. The transcript is spliced from 9 exons. The annotation marks the transcript as partial. Lineage: Eukaryota; Metazoa; Mollusca; Gastropoda; Lepetellida; Haliotidae.